Musa acuminata AAA Group (dessert banana) is the source of this 1462-nucleotide messenger RNA. Its product is annotated as manganese-dependent ADP-ribose/CDP-alcohol diphosphatase. The record is from RefSeq and is a predicted model, not a curated record. Gene Ontology annotation, molecular function: CDP-glycerol diphosphatase activity; manganese ion binding; 2',3'-cyclic-nucleotide 2'-phosphodiesterase activity. Lineage: Eukaryota; Viridiplantae; Streptophyta; Magnoliopsida; Zingiberales; Musaceae. Bases 283 to 1224 code for a protein of 313 amino acids. The transcript has 2 exons.
CCGGAAUGCCUUCGGUCGAUAGCGAACGCCUCACGGGUUCACGGGUUCAAAUGCCGUGGAAUCCGGUCCACAGAUUUGGGAGAUCUCUUCUUGGCUUACGAAGCGAACGAGCAUAAAAUUCCCAGCUUCGCUCCCGAAAACAUCCACCGUUCCGUCCCUCGCCAGCUUUCUUGCUUUCCUCAUUCAUCGGCGUGAUCUGGAACAAGAUCGAUCCCUGGCCCAAUUACUUGCCAAAGAGAUCCUAUAGGGUCUGCCCGUGAUUUGCUACAACCGGCUGCACAAAUGGCUACUUUAGCUGGAUUACAGCCUCUAUUCUCCUUUGGGGUUAUAUCAGAUGUCCAGUAUGCUGAUAUCCCUGAUGGUCACUCAUUUUCUGGUGUCCCUCGAUACUAUCGUCACAGCAUGCAAGUGUUACAAAGAGCCAUAAGUAAGUGGAAUGAUCACAAGAAGCUCCAAUUCUUGAUGAACUUUGGGGAUAUUGUUGAUGGGUUCUGUCCCAAGGACAAGUCACUAAUCACUGUGCAGAAAGUCGUGAAAGAAUUUGACAGAUUUAAUGGUCCCACCUAUCAUAUGAUAGGCAAUCACUGCCUUUACAAUCUUCCACGCAGCAAAUUAAUCUCAUUGUUAAAUAUGCCCUCUGUUCACGACCAUGCAUAUUAUGACUUCUCCCCAUGUCCUGGGUAUAGGUUUAUUGUUUUGGAUGCCUAUGAGAUUAGCACAAUUGGUUGGCCAUUGGGUCACCCGAAUGCAUUGGCAGCUAUGCAGAUUUUGGAGGCAAAGAACCCUAAUUCUGAUAAAAACAGCCCAAAUGGCAUGGUAGGCCUUGAGAAAAGAUUCUUGAUGUUCAAUGGUGCUAUUGGGAAGGAACAGCUGCUUUGGCUUGAUGAUGUCCUUAAAGAUUCCACCAAGAAUGAACAGAAGGUUGUUAUAUGUUGCCACCUUCCUUUGCAUCCUAAAGCUGCAUCAGCCAAGGCACUCCUGUGGGACUAUGAAGAGGUACUGAAUUUGAUACACAGCUAUAAAUGUGUGAAGGCUUGCUUUGCAGGUCAUGAUCAUAAAGGUGGUUACACUGUCGACUCCCUUGGCAUUCAUCAUCGUGUUUUCGAGGCUGCCCUAGAGUGCCCUCCUGAAUCAAAUGCAUAUGGGUAUAUAGAUGUGUAUCAUGACAGACUCUCUCUUAUAGGUACCGACAGAAUGAUGAGUACUGAGAUGAUUUUCAACUAACUAGGAACAAGCAAAAAUAUGGAAUAUAUCCUUGAUGAUAGUUUUCCUUGUUUGAAGGAUGAAAUUUACUUAAUCAUGCUUUUUAACAGAUUCCAACUGUAAAACAUAUAUAAUUAAUAAAGAUGUCCAUGAAAAAAGCUUAGUCAUUAGCUUUACCUUGUUCAGAUAAUUAUUAUUAUAAACAAAUAUUUGUAAACAUUUGGUCGUUCAAAAUAAAUGCAUUCUUGGCAUUCCACAA